GCCCCCCGGGUCCCGGGAUUGGCCGGCCCGGAGCUCCCAGCGCCGCUCACUGGCCCGCCGCGCCGCCCGUCGGCCCGGCUCCGCCCCCCGGCCGUCGUCUUCCCACAGUGCCCCGCGGCCGUGUGGAGCGCGGCCUUGUUCCCGCGUUGAGCCGCCGCCGCCGCCGCCUCCUCCGCCUCAGCCUCCGCGCCAGGCCCGGCCCCGCCGCGCCAUGUCGGACUACAGCUCGGGAGGGCCCCCGCCGGGGCCGCCGCCGCCCGCCGGCGGGGGCGGGGGGUCCGGGGGCGCCGGGGGAGGAGGCCCGCCGGCCGGCGCGGGGGAGCGGGGCGGCGGCGGCGGGCCGGGCGGGGGGGCGGCGGGGGGCCCCUCGCAGCCGCCGGGCGGGGGCGGCCCCGGGAUCCGCAAGGACGCCUUCGCCGACGCCGUGCAGCGCGCCCGCCAGAUCGCAGCCAAGAUCGGGGGCGACGCCGCCACCACCACGGUGAACAACAGCACCCCCGACUUCAGCUUCGGGGGCCAGAAGCGGCAGCUGGAGGAUGGAGGUGACCUGGGGGCUGGGGGGCGGCCCGGGUGGGGCGCGGGGGCCCGGGCUGGGGGGGGGGGUUCCCUGACUGGCCACCCCGCUCCUCCUCCCACAGACCAGCCUGAGAGCAAGAAGCUGGCGGCCCAGAGCGACUCCAUCAGCUCCCAGCUCGGCCCCAUCCACCCGCCACCCAGGACGACGUCCAUGACGGAGGAAUACAGGGUCCCUGACGGCAUGGUGGGACUGAUUAUCGGCAGAGGAGGGGAGCAGAUCAACAAGAUCCAGCAGGAUUCCGGCUGCAAAGUCCAGAUCUCGCCGGACAGCGGCGGGCUGCCCGAGCGCAGCGUGUCCCUGACAGGUGCCCCCGAGGCCGUCCAGAAAGCCAAGAUGAUGCUGGACGACAUCGUGUCCCGGGGCCGCGGGGGCCCCCCUGGACAGUUCCACGAGGGCGCCAACGGGGGGCAGAGCGGGACAGUGCAGGAGAUGAUGAUCCCCGCGGGCAAGGCCGGGCUCGUGAUCGGCAAAGGCGGCGAGACCAUCAAGCAGCUGCAGGAGCGCGCAGGCGUGAAGAUGAUCCUCAUCCAGGACGGCUCGCAGAACACCAACGUGGAUAAGCCCCUGCGCAUCAUCGGGGAUCCCUACAAAGUGCAGCAAGCCUGCGAGAUGGUGAUGGACAUCCUCCGUGAGCGGGACCAGGGCGGCUUCGGGGACCGCAACGACUACGGAUCCCGCGUGGGCGGCGGCAUCGAUGUUCCGGUGCCCCGCCACUCGGUGGGUGUGGUGAUCGGCCGCAGCGGCGAGAUGAUCAAGAAGAUUCAGAACGAUGCGGGCGUGCGAAUCCAGUUCAAGCAAGACGACGGCACGGGCCCCGAAAAGAUCGCACACAUCAUGGGCCCCCCCGAGCGCUGCGAGCACGCCGCCCGCAUCAUCAACGACCUUCUGCAGAGUCUGCGGAGCGGACCCCCAGGACCCCCGGGGGGGCCCGGCAUGGCGCCCGGGGGCCGCGGCCGAGGACGGGGCCAGGGCAGCUGGGGGCCCCCCGGCGGGGAGGUGACCUUCUCCAUCCCAACCCACAAGUGCGGGCUGGUCAUCGGCCGAGGCGGGGAGAACGUGAAAGCCAUCAACCAGCAGACGGGGGCCUUCGUGGAGAUCUCCCGGCAGCUGCCCCCCAACGGAGACCCCAACUUCAAGCUCUUCAUCAUCCGGGGCUCCCCCCAGCAGAUCGACCACGCCAAGCAGCUCAUUGAGGAGAAGAUCGAGGGUCCCCUCUGCCCGGUGGGGCCAGGCCCGGGGGGACCAGGCCCCGCAGGCCCCAUGGGGCCUUUCAACCCCGGACCCUUCAACCAGGGCCCCCCGGGGGCGCCCCCACACGCUGGGGGGCCCCCGCCUCACCAGUACCCGCCCCAGGGCUGGGGCAACACGUACCCCCAGUGGCAGCCGCCAGCUCCUCAUGACCCCAGUAAAGCAGCUGCGGCCGCCGACCCCAACGCCGCCUGGGCCGCCUACUACUCCCACUACUACCAGCAGCCCCCGGGGCCCCUGCCCGGCCCCGCUCCCGCUCCUGCCGCGCCCCCCACCCAGGGCGAGCCCCCCCAGCCGCCCCCGGCCGGCCAGUCGGACUACAGCAAGGCCUGGGAGGAGUACUACAAGAAGAUCGGCCAGCAGCCCCAGCAGCCCGGAGCACCCCCGCAGCAGGACUACACCAAGGCCUGGGAAGAGUACUACAAGAAGCAGGCUCAAGUGGCCACCGGCGGGGGCCCGGGGGCACCCCCAGGCUCGCAGCCCGACUACAGUGCGGCCUGGGCUGAGUACUACCGCCAGCAGGCCGCCUACUACGGACAGACGCCGGGCCCGGGCCCCCAGCCCCCCGCGCAGGCCCCCCAGCAGGCAAGUGGGAACUGCCACCCCCCGCCCCCCCCGUUCUCCUUCCAGCCCCCCGCCUCCGUGCACCCCGCCCUGGUGGGGGGCGCCGGCGCCCCUUUCCCCUGCGGUGUCUGCCCCUGAAGCCUCGUCCACCGGCCGAGGAGCCUCGCCGCCACCACCACCACCGCCGCCGCCGCCUCCAGCCAGCCCGCCGGGGACUGAGGACUGGGGGCCCCCCGGAUCCCCCUCCCCCGGACCCUGCGCAGGACCGGCCAGGAAGACGCCGCCCGGACCCCGCGCCUUUCCGGGGGGCCGGGGGAGAGAGAGUUCUCGCGUUGUUUUUGGCCUCCUUUUUAGUGUCGUUUUUUUUUGUUUUUUUAUUUUUGCAUUUUUCGUCCGUCCAUCCCCCUCCCUUUCUGGUUUUGGGGACCCACCAUCCGCCCCCCCCUCCUGUCCGAGAGACUGUCACACGGAGCGGGGGGCCCAGCCGGCCGCCGCCACCGGCCCUCGGGCCUCUACCUCACGGGGCAGGGGCGUGGGGGGCCCACGGCCGCCUCAUACUGGAUUGGGGGGGCCGCCAUGGAGGCGGCAGGGCGCCCCUCCCUCCUUCCCUCCUCCCCCCGUACCCCAACCCCAGCUCCCCCCUCUCUCUGCGGCCCCCCUGCUUCUGUGUCCUCUCUCUCGCCGCCGCUGCCACGGAGACUCCUGCCUGGGCCAGGCCCCCCACUCUGCCUCCAGCGCCCCCACCCUGAGCCCCUGCCCUCCGCUCGCUCAGUGACCGAUUCUAUCUCUCCCCUCUCCGCAGGCUCAAUGAAACAAAUGAAUGUGAACCUUCUUCAUCUGUGAAAAAUCUCUGAUCAUUUUUUUUUUCUCCCAUUUUGUUUCUGUUGGGGUGGGGGGCCUUUUUUUUUUUUUCAGUUUUUUUUAGUUUAUUUUUCCUUCCCAUUGGGCAAGAGAGCCACGGCUCCUCCGUAGGAGGGGGUGCGGAUGAGGGCUAUCCUGGAAUGGGGGGCCAUGGGCCCCCCCCCCCAAUCCGCACACGCCUGACUCUUCACGCCUCUUUCUCUCCGUCCAAACCGGGAACCUCCUCCCUGUUGUGCCAGCCACGCACCAGAGCAGAUCUAGCGCUCUGCAGACAGUUAACAAAAAGAGCAAAAUAAGUUGGGGUUUUUUUGUUUUGUUUUCUAAAUAAGAAGAAAAAUAAAACUUAGAAAAUUAUAUAUAUUAUAUACAUAUACUAAAAAAAAAAAAAAUCUAUUCCCAGUUCACCCACACAGACCUCCCAGAAACUUUUCAGAGGGAGGGGGGAAUAAAUAAAACCACAGAUUAAUUUUCUCUCCGUCACAUUUUUUUAAAAUAAACUUUUGGCAAAGGAAAAAAAAGUCACUUUUCUUUUUUUCUUUUAGUAUCUGUUUAGAUUUUGAAUUUUUGUUUGUUGGGGUUUUUUUGUUUGUUUUUCUUUUCUUUUUUUAAGUUUGAGUCAAAACAUUCCUUGGACCAGGUUGUUUUUUGCAGGGUCUUCCUCUCCCCCCCACCCCCCCUCCCCGCCAAAAACAAAACAAACAAAACUUCAGCCAAGCCCCUCGGCCUCUCUGCUCCCCCCUUCUCGCUCCCCCUGCACCCCUCCCUCCCCCCACCGCACCCCACCCCACCCCCAUUCCCCCCAGGACUGGUCUGUGGUUCAGGCCUCUUUGAGGACACUGGAGAGACUGAAAAAAAAAAAACAAUAAUAAUAAUUGUACGGCAGUUUUUACUUUUUACGGCUUGUUUUUAACUUCACAAAUAAAUGGUGAUAAAACUUG
This is a messenger RNA of Erinaceus europaeus (western European hedgehog), 4188 nucleotides long. It is a transcript of the gene KHSRP, whose product is annotated as KH-type splicing regulatory protein. The coding region runs from base 212 to 2527 and encodes 771 amino acids. Gene Ontology annotation, cellular component: cytoplasm; nucleus. The record is from RefSeq and is a predicted model, not a curated record. Gene Ontology annotation, molecular function: mRNA binding. The transcript is spliced from 18 exons. Gene Ontology annotation, biological process: regulation of DNA-templated transcription. NCBI's taxonomy places the organism in Eukaryota, Metazoa, Chordata, Mammalia, Eulipotyphla, Erinaceidae.